This is a messenger RNA of Daldinia childiae, 1245 nucleotides long. RefSeq lists its product as uncharacterized. NCBI's taxonomy places the organism in Eukaryota, Fungi, Ascomycota, Sordariomycetes, Xylariales, Hypoxylaceae. Bases 1 to 1245 code for a protein of 414 amino acids. The record is from RefSeq and is a predicted model, not a curated record. The transcript has 4 exons.
AUGGGCCUCCGCAGCGAAUUCUCGUCAAAAAUCAACGAAAUUACGGCUGAGAUUACAGCCGUCAAAGAUGAGUUGAUCAGCCAAGUCAACGAUUUGAAGGGGCAGCUUCAGAACGCCACUAAGAAGCAGAGGCCCGGGGACGUCGGCGGUUCUGGCGUAACCGAAGAGAGGGUCAAGGCCCUAAUCAUCGAUUCGCUACAACAGUUUAUGGCGUCCAAGGAACUCUGCGACACCAUAGCGAAGUACAAUGUGGCCUUCCUUGCUUCUGAAAAGGGAAAGGAAGUCCUACGGGACGCGAUUAAAAAGUCACCACAACCAAAAACCCAGCUGAAGCCUCAGGCGAAAGCACCGGAAACGCCGCAGUCAAGGAAUAUCGGCUGGACGGGCUUUACGCCCGCACAGCAGAGCGUUCAAGAUUCGACGCCGUCAAUCUUCGGACCUACAAAAAGAAAACGGGGCGAGAAGAGCCCACAGAAUCAGCCGGAGAAAGAUAAGCGUCGUAAAAAGACUACUUUUAUCGACACAGUUGACGGCCUGUUCGAAGAAAUUAACGAUCAGGAACAUUCAGUCCUCAUCGCCGAUCCGGAGUUCGGCAUGUCCGCGCCGGUAAAGAACUUGCGCCUCCUAGUACUGCACGGCAGCUCAGAAGCCAUCAUGUUCGACAGCCUUCAUCUCCGCGGUCAGCAUCAACAAUUUCUGCGGCUUCAACAAGGAAAGGUCUACCUAAAGGGGCAAUGUGAAGGCAUAUUCCGGCCGGAUAACAACGUGCUGGAAAGGGGCUGCAUGGUCGUCAAUGCAUCCUUAGGAUACAGGAUCUAUGAGCUCGCAAGAGAGUCCGAGGAAAGUGAGGAUAAGAUUUCUCCGGCAGACGAGACCAGCGAUAUAUGGCUUAAACCCGAAGAAGUCAUGGUAGUGGAGCGACAUCUGAUGUGGGCCUGGCUUCACAGGGUCGUCUGCUUCAGAAGUUCUCCGGAGAUGGCCUUCGAUGUCUCGUCUCGCCGCGACGUGAUCCUGGGCGAAGAGCUCCUGGACGUGAGCGCUACCCGAAAGAGAGACCAGGCAAAACAGGCCGGGGGCUUCUUUGCUAUAUACAACAACCUAGAGUUGAAAAUCGUUCAGGGUGUAAAGUGGCUAAAGCCUACCGGCCUAGCUUUUAUUCCUCGUACGCACUACAGAGAGGUAGACGAGAAGACCAGAUUGAAGUGGCCCUCGCUCGCUCUCGUUACUUAUCCUUUAACCGCAUAG